GCUGAUUCAGAUAUCGCGCACCACAAACUAGUAGCAAAUGAAUACUAAUUUACCACUCGAAAUCCUCGCCGUCGUCUUCGAGGAGUACUCAGUGCUCGUACACGAAGACGGAAGACCCUGGCAGCUACACAUCUGCGACAAAGUCUGCCUGCAGAACUGGAUCUGCGUCACCCACGUCUGUCGGCAGUGGCGCGCGGCUGCUCUCGGAUGCUCAGUGCUCUGGUGUCGUCCCCCGCUUGUAUCUCAUCAGUGGACGAAGGAGUUUCUCUCGCGUUCCACAAACUCCCCUCUCAUCAUGUCAGCACACCUGAUCACUGAUCACUUGUUCAUGCAGCCUGUCACAGAGACCCUCUAUCGCUCGCUCGUGCAGCCUGUCACAGAAAACCUCUAUCGCACCCGAGAGCUGGUCGUCGAGACGACGGCCGGUCCGCUGGGAGAAAUACUCGUUGAUUUACAUCGUCAAUCUCUAUGCCAAAAGUCGCUGCCCCUCGAGGCGCUCAGCCUCAUCCGUGUCGAAGCAGGUGGCUGGGGCCAAGACCAUCUCUCACCGGAUAUCCGGCUCUGCAGCGUCCGUGGCCUUACACGCCUGCAUCUAAGCAACACAACCCACGGACUUCCUCCAGAUUUCCUAGAUGAAAUGCAGAGCCUGCAGGAGCUGUCGCUCGUUCACACCAUCUGGUGCUUACAAGAAGGCCAGAGAAACGCCCGCAUCCGUCUCCCGCGGCUGCGCCGCCUACACCUCACGGAAAAUCUUACUGCCUGCCGGGAUUAUGUGGCGACUCUAGAGCUCUCAGGUCCUCUGGACUACAUUGGCAUAGAGGAUGACUACUCUCAUCUUUCCCCACAUGAGCUUGUGUCUUUCGCCAAAAACAUCUUUAGCACUCGUCAUGUGAUUGGUCAAGGUGGCGGGGUAGAACUUCCAACGACGCUUGAUGGAUACGUUGCAGCUCUCAGCAUAACGCUCAGUCGUUCAUACAUUCAUCAGGUCCAGUUCCAUUUCGAAGCAUGUCAGUCGGAUGCCAUGGACGAUUUACUAUUCCGCGCACUUUUCGAGAGAGCCAUUUCGCGAACACACAAAGCGUCAACUGAAUCUGUCAAUUUGACUGCACUGUCAGAACCUUACGCGGGUUUAUAUACCAGUGGCAUCCUCGACUUGCGCAUAAGCCAGUUCAUGCCGUCUAUGAUCACCUUGUUCUCUCUCAAUUCCAUUGUCUGCUUAUACAUCGUCGACAAAGCACAUGACACUGCAGCAUCGGAUUUCAAGGCCGUAUUCAAGCUGAUGCCGUGCCUGCGCACGCUAGCCGUGUCUCACAUCCAACCCCACUCUCUCGCUCGACCAUUAGCUCCGUACCAGGGACACAACGGCGCGUUUGAGAUCCCCGUUCCCCAGCUUCGAGAGCUUACGAUUGAUUGUGUUGAUUUCUCGGCCGAGAAGGACCAUGCACAGAGCGGCUUAUCUCUCGCGGAAUGUCUUUCCGCCCGUUCGGCCCGUGGAUCGCCACUCGAUAAGCUGUUGCUUAUCCCCUGUACUGAGACAGGAGAUGGUAGAUAA
This is a messenger RNA of Coniophora puteana RWD-64-598 SS2, 1552 nucleotides long. RefSeq lists its product as uncharacterized. The record is from RefSeq and is a predicted model, not a curated record. NCBI's taxonomy places the organism in Eukaryota, Fungi, Basidiomycota, Agaricomycetes, Boletales, Coniophoraceae. Bases 38 to 1552 code for a protein of 504 amino acids. The transcript has a single exon.